UGAUUUUCAUAGCCUUUGCUCCUCCCCAGAAAAAUAUUAAAAGAAAUCAUAAAUGAGAGCACCUGUCCAUCCCGGUGUGGAUCAAAAAAAAUGCCGAACCGCCACAUUUGUUCUCUAUAGACUCGGUUUUAGACUCAUUUUUGUACACGAUUCGUAUUUGGUCUUUAGAAGUUCAAACAUUUCAGUCCCAGACCCUAAAUCAGUCAAUCCGACAUUGUACCAAGAAAUGGCUAGAUCGAUUGAACUGAAUGAUGGUCGAGAAGAAGAGAAUCCUCUCCAGUCCCAAACAACAAGGCACAGAUGCUCUGCCUGCUACAAGCAAUACAAGAAGAAGGAGCAUCUUGUUAAGCACAUGGAAGUAUCGUAUCAUUCACCUCAUCAGCCAAGGUGCGGUGUGUGUCACAAGUGCUGCAAAUCGUUCGAAUCUUUAAGGGAACAUAUCGCUGGACCACUGGCCAAAGCUGAUUGUGCAAAGGUCUUUAGUGCCCAAGGUUGCGAACUUUGUAUGAACAUGUUUGACACUUCCACUGCUCUCAAUUCACACAAAGAGAUUUGCUGCUUACAUCCCGCACCUUCAAUUGACCUUGUCGAAAUACCUUCCGUAGAACUUGAUUCAUAUGAAGUGGAAACUUCAAACUUGGCCGAGGGGUGGCACUGUAGCCGACAUCCUGAAGCUGUUGCUUUAGAUUGUGAAAUGGUUGGUGGAGGAAGUGAUGGGACACUUGAUCUGUGCGCAAGAGUGUGCCUCACAGAUGAAAACGAGAAUGUGGUCUUUCACACAUACGUGGUACCUGAACUUCCUGUGACAGACUAUAGGUAUGAAAUAACUGGUAUAAAAGAGGAGCAUUUGAGAGAUGCAAUGCCUCUCAAGGAAGUGAAGGAGAUCAUUCAGAAGAUCUUGUACAAUGGAGAAUCCCUAUGGAGAUCCCGGUUGGUCGGUGGAAGAGCUAAGCUUCUCGUGGGUCAUGAAAUAGAGCAUGAUUUAAAAUGCUUGAGAAUGGAGUACCCCGAGCACUUGUUUAGGGAUACCGCCCACUACUCCCCCUUGAUGAAAACGAAUUUGUGUAGCCACUCACUCAAAUACCUCACAAAAACAUAUCUAGGGUAUGAGAUUCAAUCAGGGACGCAUGACCCAUAUGAGGAUUGUGUUGCAACAAUGAGACUUUACAAGAGGAUGCGUGCACAGGAUCAUCCAACAACAGAAGACUCUACGCCAUCAAAGUACUCGUCACGUCCAAGUGGCUUCGAUAUCAGGUCAAGUUGGGAACUUCAGAAUAUGUCACCAGAUGCCCUCUUUGAGAUUUCGCGAUCAAAUUAUGCAUGUUGGUGUCUGGACUUAAAGGCAAAUGUACAAAGCUCUAACGGAGAGGCUUGGCCAUAGGGUUUCUGGUUCAUCUGUCCCAGUUGCUGCUGGUCCAUCUGAAGAUCAUAGAUCGCUUUUUGGUGUAAAUAGGGCCGGGGGGAGGUAAGGUUUUUUUCAAUCCAGAUCCUUCAGAAGGGUUGAAAGUCAGAGACUUGUAGAAGUUAAAGACUCUUAUGGUGGGUUACGUAAUCGAAAAGUUCAUGUAUAUGCUACAAAGAAACUUAUGGAUUGUUGGAAACCCUUCGGAAAAAUUCGAGACUCUUUUCAACACUUGAACUAGCAAUUUUGAUGUGAUAAUUGGUGGUUGGAUCCAUCCACUCUUAAGAUAUUCUUGCCCAAAGUAGAGAUAUUGCUUAAUCAGCAGAUAUGGCAUUUUGGGUUAUUGAAGUCUUUGAGAAAUGUUAGGCUUGUCCAGGAAGUACACUGACAUGUUUUCAUGUGUGAACACUUUAUCAGGCUUGAUGGGGUUUGUCCACUAUGCAUUCACUCCUUUUUACGCAAAGCUGCAUAAUGCUCUUCUUUUUUUUA
Papaver somniferum (opium poppy) is the source of this 1891-nucleotide messenger RNA. RefSeq lists its product as uncharacterized. Lineage: Eukaryota; Viridiplantae; Streptophyta; Magnoliopsida; Ranunculales; Papaveraceae. Gene Ontology annotation, molecular function: nucleic acid binding; 3'-5' exonuclease activity. The transcript is spliced from 7 exons. Gene Ontology annotation, cellular component: nucleus. Gene Ontology annotation, biological process: rRNA processing. Bases 53 to 1381 code for a protein of 442 amino acids. The record is from RefSeq and is a predicted model, not a curated record.